Molecule: messenger RNA, 985 nt
Organism: Dunckerocampus dactyliophorus (ringed pipefish)
Lineage: Eukaryota; Metazoa; Chordata; Actinopteri; Syngnathiformes; Syngnathidae
Gene: gstt1a
Product: glutathione S-transferase theta 1a
Exons: 5
Coding region: 150-878 (242 amino acids)
Biological process (GO): glutathione metabolic process
Cellular component (GO): cytoplasm
Molecular function (GO): glutathione transferase activity
Source: RefSeq, a predicted model, not a curated record
UUGGAGAACUCUUCAGGACCGAGAUCCCGCUUUUCCUCAACCCUAUUGGACAGGAGGUCCAGUGGGCGGAGCUUGUGGGGUGUCAUCUCCCCAGGCAGACAACACUUGAGCAGUCAGCCUGGGGGUUCUGAAGGCGUUGCUCAGCCAGCAUGGAGCUCUAUCUGGACCUACGCUCUCAGCCCUGCCGCUCCUUGUUCCUGUUCGCCAAAGCCGCCAACAUUCCGUUUAACUUUAAACUGAUCGACCUGAGCCAAGGGCAGCAGUACAGCGAGGAAUUUGUGAAGCUCAGCCCAGUAAAGAAAGUUCCGGUCAUGAAGGAUGGCGACUUUGUUCUAACCGAGAGCGUGGCCAUCCUGCAGUACCUGGUCCAGAAGCACGCCUCCUCGCUGCCGGACCACUGGUACCCCGCCGACCUACGUCAGCGGGCGCGAGUCAAUGAGUACCUGUCCUGGCAGCACAUGAACCUGAGAGCUCAUGGGUCAAAGGUCUUCCUGCUCAAGACCAUGUACUCAAUCAUCAUGGGACAGGAAGUCCCCAAGGAAAAGCUGGACGACGCCGUGGACGAUCUAAACCAGUCUUUGGAGCUGCUGGAGCAGAAGUUCCUCCAGAACCGAGCCUUCAUUGUGGGCGAGCAGAUCUCUCUGGCCGACCUUGUGGCUUACGCAGAAAUCCUGCAGCCCGUUGGGAGUGGCCUGGAUGUGUUUGCGGGCCGUCCCAAGCUAGCGGCGUGGCGGGACGGCAUCAAGGUGGCGCUGGGAGCGGCGCUGCUCGACGAAGUCAACGAAGCCAUCAUGGCGUUCGGCAGCCAGUCGCAAGACCUGCAGAACAGCGAGGGGAUGAAACUCUUCAAACCCAAGUUCAUGAAGAUGUUUUCCUGAGGACCGCCGCCGCCAUUUGUGCUCACGUCUGGCUUCGUCACGUCCACACUCGUGGCAGCAGUAACAACUUACAUGAUGAAAUACUUUCAAAUAAACACUUGGCCUGA